Messenger RNA from Selaginella moellendorffii, 5868 nucleotides. RefSeq lists its product as uncharacterized. The record is from RefSeq and is a predicted model, not a curated record. Gene Ontology annotation, molecular function: protein binding; RNA binding. Lineage: Eukaryota; Viridiplantae; Streptophyta; Lycopodiopsida; Selaginellales; Selaginellaceae. Gene Ontology annotation, biological process: lipid metabolic process; RNA modification. Bases 29 to 5782 code for a protein of 1917 amino acids. The transcript is spliced from 12 exons.
AUUUAGGGUUUAUCUGUACGAGUGAUCCAUGGAAGCUGCUGUGAGGCGACGAGCCGGCAUCGCGCUGUGCCAAUCGGUGAGUUGUUCCUUUUCCCGGACGAUCGAUUCCAGCGCGGCCUUGCGGCAGCGAAUCGACGAUGGGAAUGCGGCUCAAUCAAGCAGCGAGAAUCCCAUGGCGGGAAUCGAUCAUAAUCCAGUGCCAGGGCGCAGCAGCGGCGAUCGAGGAACAGGAAAGAUCAAGCUGGAGGAGCUCUCCUUCAAGCCAGGGAUCGCGGACAAGCCGAUUGCGUCUCCGGCAGUGGCGAGGUUUAGGCGACUAGCGAUCUCGGCCGAGGCACAGGAGCUCCUGGAGAUCCUCGAGACAGAGAUGGAGGAGGUGCGCGAGCACAAGCUCCGCGAGUACUGCGGCAAGCUCAGCACGGACAUUGUGGUGGACGUGCUCAACCACGCCAGGGACGUGGAGGCGACGAUCCAGUUCUUCGAGUGGUGCCACGGCCGCCAUGGCUACACGCACACGGCAUUUGCCUUUAACCGGCUUCUCGAGUUCUUGGUGAACAAGCGGCAGUACAAGCGCGCGCACCAGAUGCUCAUCGCCGAGAGCAAGCCGAGCUCGUUCCAGGCGAAUGCUUUCACGUACUCGACCAUCGUCCGCGGCUACUGCGAGGAUGGCGAGACGAGGCAGGCUCUGGCACUCCUGGAACACAUGAAGAAUGCGGAAGUUCCAGCCAACGCGAAGCUCUACAACAUCAUUCUCACGCAUCUGUGCAAGCAUGGGAAGGAGAAGGAGGCGCUCGACUUGCUCCACUCCAUGGCGACGACUUCGUGCGCUCCCGACAUCUACACGUACAACAUCCUCAUCAACGCGCUGUGCAAAGUCGGGAGGCUCGAGGACGCGCAGGGCCUGGUGGAGAUGAUGCAGGCCAGGGACUGUCCGACGGAUAUCGUCACGUACAACACGCUCAUCCAUGGGCUAUGCCGCAAAGGCAACGGGAGGUUCCGGGUGGAGAGAGCCUUCCGGCUGUUUGAGGAGAUGGUUGACAAGGGCCACACCCCGACGUCCGUGACUUACACCGUGGUGAUCGACGCGCUGCUCCGGGUGAAGAUGGACGAGCAGGCGCAGAAGGUGCUGGAUCUCAUGCACGAGAACGGCUGCGCUUUCGACCUCGUCACGUACAACAUGCUCAUCAAUCGCUUCGCCAAGGCCGGGAUGAUGGACAAGGCGAUGGAUUUGUUCGUGGAGAUGCCAACCAGGGGCUGCAUUCCGGACGUUGUGACUUACAACUCCGUCGUCGACGGGUUUUGCAAGGCCGGGAAAGUUGAGGAAGCCAACAAGCUCUUCGCGGAGAUGAAGGCAAGGGGUAUCUUUCCCAACGGCCGGACUUACACUAGCAUCACCGACGCGUGCCUGAAAGCUGGACGGAUGCAAGAUGCCCAUGCGUAUCUCGUUGAGAUGAGAAAGGAGGGACUGGUGGAUGCGAUCUCGUACGUAGCUCUUAUCAGCACGAUUUGCAAGCUUGGGAAAGGGAAGCUGGGAUUUCAGCUGCUGCGAGAGAUGCUGGAGAAGGGAUUCAAGCCAAACCUCGUCACCUUCAACGUUGUCUUCGAGGCACUCAGCAAGGAAAGCAACACCGACGACGCCAAGAUCAUGAUCCAGGAGCUGAGGCAGCAACACAGCUCACCCCCAUUAAAUAACUACAGCAGCUCGGAGAUGAACAAGAGCAAGUCGCUUUCUCAAGUUUGGUGGUGCAUCAUCCUGCUGCUUGGUCUAGGGUUGGAAUCGGCAUCAGCAGCAGGUGUUGAUCCAAAGCUGUGGCGUUCCGGAGAUCAAAAGUUUUCGGGGGUGAUAAUUCCCGGCUUUGCCUCCACAAGGCUCAGGUCCUGGUCGCUGCUGGAUUGUCCCUUCUCGCCCCUCGAUUUCAACCCGCUGGAUCCUGUGUGGUUGGACCUCCGAAAGUGCAUGAUGCUCGAUCCUUACAAUCAGACUGAUCAUCCCGAGUGCAAAUCUCGUCCCGACAGCGGUGUUUCUGCAAUUACCGAGAUGGAUCCUGGAUAUUUCACAGAGUUCGGUGUUGACGCCGAGUCCAUUGUCGCAGCACCCUAUGACUGGAGAUUGGCGGGUCCAGUUCUCGAAGAACGAGAUCUGUACUUCCACAGGCUGAGAUAUUUUCUGGAAUGGCUGAAACAAGAAGUACCGCCCAAACUGUACACUACUUGGAUUGACGAUCACAUUUUCACGUAUCAUGCUCUAGCUCGAAUCAUGCUUGGAACUUUCAGUUCCGGUUUGUGGAUGUUGCCGUUUUCUGACAACAAACCACUGUCUCAAAGGAAUACGACCAAAACCGAAGGCUUAGUUGCUCCAGACUGGCCUGUCAACGUGCUUGAGGUGGACAUGCCACCUUCUGCUCUAGCAAAUUACACAGUUCCUAUCCAGCGGUUUUAUUCAGCUCAGAAAAUAUCGGAUGGCACAAGCUUCAAGGAGAUGGGUGAAUUUGAUCCUCAAGCUAAACUGGCUUUCUAUCAGCUCAAGAAGUUGGCUAUCAACUGUCUCCGAGUGGAAAGCCGUACCCAGACAAUUGGAUUAUCAAGGAUGUCAUCUAUGAAACAGAUGGAGGUUCGUUGCAGACAAGGUAAUAACUUUGUAACCAAGAUCAUUUCUAAAAACCAUUACAACAGGUCAGGAUUAGAUGUCGAUGGAAAAGGUGGUGUUGCGAGUGGUGAUUCCACAACUGCACACGAAGGUUCAGACAUUCAAGAGGUUUUCGACGUGGAACACGAACAUGGAGGUGAUGUUGUAUACAACGGGAGCCGGGACAGUCGAAUAAAAUACAUCACAUACUAUGAGGACGCUGUUGGACUGGCAGGGAAGAAAACCGCGCUAGACGAGUACCCUUGCGAGACGAGGACUGCUAUUGGGACUACUCAAAGGCAAAGUGCGGCCUUUUGGAUUAUUGCGAAUACAGGUACCUAUGCCAGUGUUUCGAAAAAUAUCGACCGACUUCUCCACUACAGAUACGUUUUCGGGGACAGACUGCUGGGUUCGAGGGCCUUCUCUUCACAGAGCCACAAUGCAAGCGAAUAUCUCAAAUGGCAGCAGUUCAUUGAAGAUCCGUCCAAAUGGUGGGACAACAGAACAUCCAAGAAAGACGCUGCCUCUCCAGACUUUGUUCAUGUGUUUACGGGACAACAGCUGUGGAUUGACUCUGCAUGCUGUCCCGAAUGGAUGCGUGACAAGCUCAAGGCUUUGGGAGAAGCAAACAAGGUCCAUAAAGUCAGGAACAGUACCUCCGCUCCAGAGAACAGUAGAACCGAAAGGUACCACCGCUCGAGAAAGGCUUCAGGAGUUUCGGAAGUUUUGUUCGCAUUGAGAGCUUGCAGCAGCUCAACAGACUUACGUACAGGUGCCAGAAUUCACAGGGACCUGUCUAGAAGCGGCGGCUAUGAGGAUGCUGUGGCAGAUGCGCUCGUCGACAUGUAUGCCAAGUGUGGUAGCUUGGUGGAUGCGCACAGAGUUUUCGACAAGAUGGCUCGUCGCAGUGUGGCUUCAUGGACUAGUAUAAUCACGGGCUAUGCGCAGGCAGGACAAGGGUCUGUAGCGCUCGACUUGUUUGAACGGAUGGUGGCCGAAGGUUUCGCUCCAGAUGCUCAACUUUACGUUGCAGUGUUGAAGGCUUCCGCUGGGCUGGCAUCCAAAGACGAAGGGAAGAAAUCUCUUUGCAUAGAGAAAGGAAGGAUGAUUCACGCUCAGCUGCGAGAGGCUGGAUUCGAGACGAACAGAUUUGUGGCCAACACGCUGGUGGAUUUAUAUGCCAAGUGUGGAAGCUUGUGCGAGGCUCGAGCGGUCUUUGACGGGAUGCUGGAACGGGAUGUAGUGAGCUGGAACUCUAUCAUUAUGGGAUAUGCACAAGCUGGAGAAGGCGAGAAAGCUCUGGAGCUGUUUGCCGGAAUGGAAGAGAAUGGUGUCGAGCCGGACCCGCAGAUCUUCGUUGCUGUGUUAAAGGCUUGCAGCAGCUUAGCAGUCCGAGAGGAGGGCAGGAAAGUCGAUGGAAGGAUGGUUAAGGUGGCAUGCUUGGAGAAAGGAAAGGCUAUUCACUCCCAGCUUGCAAAGAGUGGGUUUGAGUCUAACAUGUUCGUGUCAAGCUCGCUGGUCGAUCUCUACGCGAAGUGUGGCAGCAUGGCAGAUUCUCGAGGAGUUUUUGACAGAAUGAUCCGCCACGACGUUAUCUCCUGGAAUUGUUUGCUUGGCGGGUAUGCACAGAGCCGGGAAGUUGAGCUUGCCAUGGAGUGUUUCGAGAAAAUGCCGCAGCGGAAUACGGUCUCUUGGAAUUCACUUAUAGCAGGAUUCGUCCAAGGUGGAAAGAUCGAGGCAGCUUUAGACACUUAUCAACGUAUGCUGGACGAAGGCUUUGUCCCAGACUCUCGGACUUACGUCUCGGCUCUCAAGGCUUUGGUGGCGAGCAAGCCAGACACUGAGAAAUUGAGAAGGGACAGCUCCUUCCUGGACAAGGCUAGAUCAUUCCAUUCCCAGCUGACGCAGAGAGGCUUCCAUCUCGACAUUUGCGUGGCCAGCACACUGGUCGAUGUUUACGCCAAGUGUGGAAGCAUAGCCGAAGCACGGGACGUGUUCGACGCACUGCGCACCCGCGACGUCGUGUCAUGGAAUGUCAUGGUUUGUGGCUACGUGGAGAAUGAGAUGAGCGAGGAGGCUUUGCAGCUGUUCGAGCAAAUGCAGGACCAAGGAUUCGUCCCAGAUGCUCGAACUUAUGCCGCUGCAUUGAACGCCUGCAGCAGUCUCGAGGCAGGAGGGAAGUUCUGCAGGGAGUUUUGUUUGGAGAAAGGCCGGGCUAUUCACUCUCAGCUGAAAAGAACUCCGCACAAGCUUGACGUCUUCGCAGCAAAUGCUUUGCUCGACAUGUACGCAAAGUGUGGCAGCAUGGAAGACGCACGGCUGGUGUUCGACAGUAUGCAAAGCCACGACGUGGUUUCGUGGAACUCGAUGAUCCUGGGAUACGUCCAGAACGAGGAGCCGGAGAAAGCUCUUCGGGUUUACGAGCUCAUGCAAGCGAGGGGCUUCGAGCCGGAUGCCGGGACUGUUGCUGCUGCUCUCAAGGCUUGCGGAAACUCGGUAGCUCUGGAUGCCGGCAGGGCGAUCCACGCCAGAGUUUUGGAGUCGGAGGCUCUCAGCUCCGAGACGUUAGUGGUGAAUUCCCUGGUGAGCUUCUACGGCAAGUGUGGGAGCAUGGUCGAGGCUCAGGACGUGUUUGAUCGUCAGAGCUCGGCGAGCAAGGACGUGGUGACUUGGAGCUCACUCAUAGCAGGAUACAGCCUCCAGGGAGACAGUGCCAGAGUUCUGGAGCUCUUCGAGAGGAUGGUGGAGCGAGAGAAGCUGGAGCCCAACGGGAUCACGUAUCUCUCGGUCCUCUCCGCUUGUGGUCACGCUGGGCUGGUUGCAAAGGGGAAGGAGAUCUUCCAGGCGAUGGAGAGCAAGGCGGGGUUUAGUCGGCCUGGAGUGGAGCACUACUCGUGCAUGGUGGACAUGCUGGGACGAGCCAAUCACUUGGAGGAGGCGGUGGAGAUGGCCAGGUCCAAGCCGAGCGUGACGGCGUGGAUGGCUGUGCUGGGAGCGGCUCGCAAGUGGAGGAACUUAGCCAUCGCCAGGGAUGCGUUUGAGGAGGUGGUGAAACUGGGAGGAGGGGACGAGGACUCGGCUCCAUACAUUCUCAUGGCCAACACGUACGCCAGCGUUGGAAUCAAGGAGGAGAGCCGCGGGUCGGGCAUGGGAUAAGCGAAAAAAACUCCUGCAUUACAUUCUUAAGACCUUGUUUCUAUGCUGACACAUUGUUUAAACUUUAAAAAAAUAUAUAAUUUUUA